UAAUGGCGCCGACGUUAGCGUGAGCUCGCGGCCGCCCAGGGAGUCGCCGCAGCCUCAGCCGGAGCCGCAGGAGCUGCGGGAACAAAAGGCCUAGCCGGGCCAAGGAUGGAGGAGGAACCCUCUGUGCCCAGCCCGGACAUGCUGAUCAAUGCAGAGCCCAGCUCCAGUGAGACUGACAAGGAAGUGUCCCCAGGUGUGGCUGCUGCAGCCACCUCCUUCUCCAUGGGGGAGGAGUCAGGUCCUGACCAGACAGCCACACCCCCAUUGUGGGAUCGUGGAGGGUCUGGAGGGGCCCAGCAGGGUGCCUCCUCAGCCCCAGACACUGGCCAGCCUGGCCCUGGACCUAGCCUUGGCCCAACCAGCACAGUCUCUGGGACCAGUGAGGACCUGCGGCCUCCCAGGCGACGCCCACCACCAGGAAAGCAGAUACCCUGCUCCAGCCUUGGCUGCUGCCUCAGUUUCCCAAGCGUUCGUGACUUGGCACAGCAUCUGCGUACCCACUGCCCACCCACACAGUCUCUGGAAGGCAAGCUCUUCCGCUGUUCCGCCCUGAACUGCACCGAGACCUUCCCCAGCAUGCAGGACCUGGUGGCACACGGCAAGCUGCACUACAAACCCAAUCGCUACUUCAAGUGUGAGAACUGCCUCUUGCGCUUCCGCACGCACCGCUCCCUCUUCAAGCAUCUGCAUGUUUGCGCUGAGCAUGCGCAGAGCCCAGCCCCGCCGCCAGCUCCUGCCCUCGACAAGGAGCCAUCCACGCUCGAGCGCCCCACGGAGUCUGACCCUGCGCUGGGCUUGCAGUACCCGCUACUCGAGCCCCACACGACCCCCGCCCCUGCCCCCACCGGGCCCUUUCUGCCCUACUUGAACCCCGCGUCCUUUGGCCUAAACCCCGCGCGCCUGCGUCCCUUCCUGGCUGCCACUCCUGGGCUGCCGGCCUCCAGCGCUGCUGUCUGGAAAAAGAGCCAAGGUGCCGGUGGCAGUCCUCGAAGACCCCAGGGCGGCUCCGACGCGCCCUCAGGGCACGCGGCCUCAAGCCGCAUUUUGUGGGAGCACACGCGUGGUCGCUACUCGUGCAUGCAGUGCACCUUCUCCACAGCCUCGCGGCCCACCAUGACCCUUCACCUGGAGGACCACCGCUCCAUUGCCCCCGGGCAGCCACGCCCCGAUUGCCCGGUGGGUAAGGUCGGGGAGCACCAGGGUGGGGAGAGUGGAGGCCCCAGCGGCGAGGGGCAGAGCUGAGGCUCAGCCAUUUCCUCCUCUGCCCUACCCAGACCUGGCCCCGUUUGCUCGCUGCUCUAAGAGGGGGAACGUGCAGUUGUCUUGCUCUGAAUGCUGAGUAAAGAGUGGGUCAUGAGAUGUGGGUAGUUUUGUAAUUUUAGUGGGGCCUGACAUG
Messenger RNA from Eptesicus fuscus (big brown bat), 1396 nucleotides. RefSeq names its product zinc finger protein 414 (gene ZNF414). NCBI's taxonomy places the organism in Eukaryota, Metazoa, Chordata, Mammalia, Chiroptera, Vespertilionidae. Bases 106 to 1242 code for a protein of 378 amino acids. The transcript has 7 exons. The record is from RefSeq and is a predicted model, not a curated record.